AUGGACUCUACAGGCUUACUGUUAAUCCCCAGAUACUCCAUCGUGUGGAAAAUGCCUAUAAAUGCUGACCUUGCAGUAACACAGGAGAAGAAAGCUAUCAGUCACAUUCUGGAUCAUGGCUAUUCUGUACUGGAUUCCCCCAAGGCAAAUCAAUCAUUUCCAAAGGCAGCUAAGUCCUUGAUUAAAGAUCAAGAGGAAGACAAAGUAUCCAAAAAGGGCAACAAGAAAGCAAAACAGACAUCUGAAAAGCUCCCACACUUCAGACCUGAGGACAGAAGCAGAGGGAAAGGGAGCUCAGUAACUCCUAAGAAGAGCAAGCGCAAACUGCUGUGCUGUUUACACAAAGGAAACAGAAGAUAUUCUCGAGAUUCCCUUCCAGCUGGGGCAGUGCCCCAUUUACCCCCACAGGAAGGCUUUCCCAGCCAUGCUGGUGGUGUCAGUGGUUGGGAGAUUCAUCCGAUGUUCAUUCUGCCUCAUGUUUUCCAUUUGCUAAUGGAUCAGCUCUCCAGAGCUCUGCGCUUCUCCCUUCAGCAAAUACAGAGACGCUCUGACAGAUCUCAGCAAGAGAAAAACUGGCAAAAUGUUUGUAAGGAAAAUAAGAAAGCACUGCAUAGACUGUGGGGUUUACAUAUCACAGAACAGAGAACUGAGGAUUUAGCUGUUUUCUCUGGAAUUAGGUGUGAACAACAAGACCAAAAUGGUGUCAGCCCUUCAACUCCUUUGAUGUUGCCAUCCAAUAACUCUGCUGUCAUCACAAAAACUAUUACCAGAACAUUUCCUUUAAAGCAGAAAAGGCACUUAGUCAAUGUUAAGGCCCAUCAUCUGCAAAAUAUCAACAAGCAAUCAAAAAGUACAAAAGAUCUGGAGAUCCAAAUGCUGCAGCUGGAGUGCGAAGAACUCAAAAAUCGACUACGAUGCUUAAGGGAAGGCCUGAUGGGGCAGAAGCUGAGCAACACAGAAGAGCUACUGAAACAAUCUCAGAAAGAACUGUUGUGCCUUCAGAGACAACUAUCACUUAUCUCCACAGGAAGCCCCAUGUGUGUUUUCGCAGCUAACAAGACAACUAAUGAAUCAUUUCUAGCCUGAAUACAAGCUGUGCAAACACACCAAUGCUGCUGCUGCCGCCGCCGCCGCUGCUGCUGCCUCUCUCUCCAAGGUUGUAAUUUGACACAGUAGACUGCAGAGCUUUCUCGGCAAUGAAUGCUGAACGUCGGAAGCACUUGAUUUGAAGUUUGGAAAUGAUCCAUCAUGCCUGCAGUCUGCAACUUCAGCAUGCACAUCUGAUCAGGUUGAGUUUAUAGAAGAGACCCAGA
Phasianus colchicus (ring-necked pheasant) is the source of this 1313-nucleotide messenger RNA. The record is from RefSeq and is a predicted model, not a curated record. Lineage: Eukaryota; Metazoa; Chordata; Aves; Galliformes; Phasianidae.